GCAAAUGCGGCGAGCUGGAGAUUGCACAGGCAUUUUUGGAGAAGAUGGAUGAUGAGUAUCCCGGAUUGGCGAACGUCGUGCAUUUCACGACGCUCAUCGACGCUCAUGUGCGACGCGGAAAUACUGUGAAGGCCUUUGAAAUGUUCCAGAACCUACGGACGUGGCGUGCAUUAGAACCAGAUGAGGUCUUGUUCACGGUGAUGAUCAAGGCAUGCGGGGUCAAUCGCGAAGCAGAGCGUGCACUAAAUAUACUAGACGACUUGCGUGCUUGUGGGCUGUAUCCAACGGACAUCACAUAUCGGGAACUCAUAAAGAUACGUAUUGACGAUGAGGUGUAUGCGUAAGUAACUUUUUCCUACCUUCAUCACCUUGAGCUAUUUGAACGCCCACUACAUUGACAAUUAUUUAUGAAUUUAUUUUCAAAAACAAGUAUCCUGCACCUAUUCCUACGUAACAGUAGGAUGUCAUCAUUAUUUUCAAAAAGUAACCUACUCCUACAUGUAAUUACACCAGCGUUUUGAUAUUGAUCGUCUUCUCUCUAUUUCUAACGUAUGUGAUGGCACAGCGCGCUGAUUUUGCGAAGAAGGCUUUUGAGUUCAAAAAUCACAUGGACGCAGAGGAUUUGCCGAUGUGUGCAGAGGUGUAUGGAGAUCUUCUCCUCGCUUGCUCGAAGUUGGAGAACAGCAAAGGACGCGCGAGCGCUGUUCUCGCAGAGAUGCAGACCAAGGAUCUGGUGCUCACUCCUGAUGGCUACGAGAACCUAGUGCGCUGCUUUGCAAGAGCCAUGUUUGUCGAGGUCCCGCAGGAACGCAAAAACGGAAACGGAGCGGGAGGAUCCUUUCAGUUAUGUAGAAAACUCAGCCGAAGCACUUGCCCCUCAACUUGAGGAAUACUUGUUACUUGGAUAUUCUCUGUUCAUCUGAGACUCAGAUCCAUCCUCUCUGUCUCAGGUGCAUUCUCGCUGAUCAGCGUGGAUACUAACUAAAAAUGGCACCAAUCUUUUCACCGAUCUUAUUCUCGUCCUUCAUCUUCCAGCAGCUUGCGGCACGGUAGCGAACCCAGUCGCGGCAUCAUACUCAAUCAAGUUUAUAAUAGCGACACUAGCGUCGAGCACUUGGUGCACAGUACGAGUGACAAUUGUCAGCACAGCAGCGCCAAGCGUCCAGUUGCGCUCAAGGAACGGGUUCUGAAUUUGCGGCAAGCUUGGAUGGUUGUGCAGGACGCGAAACGCAAGAAAGUGGAAAUCUCUAGGGGCAUGUUGGACGCAAUAAUGAGUGUUUAUAUCGAGGGCACAUUCGACGGGUAUGCAGUGGAAAUGCUGCAUCAGUACGCGGACUUUGGGGUACAGCCUGGGUUUCAAACAUACCGCAGCUUGCUCGAGAUGUUUCAUCUAAAGAAGGACGUAGCGCGCUUUUUUAGCCUGUGGGACGUAGCAAACGAUCAAGGGGUCUUUCAGCGUUAUCUGCGUGAGAGCUGCGGCAUGCACGGACUGACUGGUUGCGUCGAUCAAUACCAACAAUCUUGGCCAUCCGAUAGUACCUCGUUGUCCCGACCUGAGCUUGAAGGAGAAGGACCGGACGCAAGGACGUCCAACCGCGAAGUUGAAAAGCCGGCUUAUACUCGUGCAGGAUUUUUUGCAGGUGCUUCAUCUUCUGAUUUUGGUAACACGACCGACACCUCCACUCCCAGCAACAUCCAAGUAGUGAACGCAACCUUAAGUCGUCUGGGAGAACCUAGACAGUCUGGCUCUUCAGGAGAGGGAUCAGAUCUUCACAAUUUUGAUCUGGACAGUCUUGUGGAGAUGAAGUGCACAUCUAUCUAUGUACCCGAAUAUGCGCGGGAGCAGGUUUCGAAUCUGCAUCAGCUAGCAUUGGAUAAUUCCAUCCGAUCGCAGUCCAGUCGUCGGUGCUGCAACGUGCUAGAACAGCUGUACGAGGUUGGCGUCUUCCCGUGCACGCAGAUGAGUGAGCGCCUCGCGAAAGUCGGCCGCCACGUGUUGGACAUACACCAGUGGGUGCAGAAAUUCAUCACGAUGAAUCGACUUAUGAACUACACAACUAAAGGCGUCUAUUAGAGCUGCUUAAGCAAUAUAUUGAUAUAUAUGAAAUGAAUCGCUGGAAGGAUUCGUCGACAGGCUUUUUCCUAUCAAGAAAGUGGCUCGUGGUUAGUGAGGAUCAAGAAAAAAUCUGUACACCUGUAUUAUGAAUAAGAGGAGGAUGAUCGGAACUGUUAGGAUCAGUUGUACAUAUAGAGUAGGUGACUGAUCAUCUGAAGUAGAACAAGAAGCUACAUGGUAAUAAUAAUAAACUGCGGUAGUGCCUCCUUCAUAUGCAAGACGACGUACCAGCGCGUGACUCGAGACCAAACCGUGCUGGACGCAGAACUUCGGGAGUACGGAAUUAGACAGGCGCUCGAGGGUCGCCGUACUGGCCAGCGUACUGCUGCGGAGAAAGCAAGGAAGGACAACUUCAAAACUUUAAGGCGACGUGGCGACUUAGCGAAACCGAGGUUCCAAAAAGGCGAGUAUAUGAAACGCAAAGCAAAGGGAGGCGAAUACUGGAGUCAGAAAGUAGAUCGGCAAGGUCAUGUACCAGAAUUGCCGUCCUAG
Messenger RNA from Amoebophrya sp. A25, 2608 nucleotides. The record is from the annotation of a GenBank genome assembly. NCBI's taxonomy places the organism in Eukaryota, Dinophyceae, Syndiniales, Amoebophryaceae.